Sorex araneus (European shrew) is the source of this 14360-nucleotide messenger RNA. RefSeq names its product ubiquitin specific peptidase 9 X-linked (gene USP9X). Gene Ontology annotation, molecular function: cysteine-type deubiquitinase activity; cysteine-type endopeptidase activity. The record is from RefSeq and is a predicted model, not a curated record. Gene Ontology annotation, cellular component: nucleus; cytosol. Bases 426 to 8231 code for a protein of 2601 amino acids. The transcript is spliced from 46 exons. NCBI's taxonomy places the organism in Eukaryota, Metazoa, Chordata, Mammalia, Eulipotyphla, Soricidae. Gene Ontology annotation, biological process: protein deubiquitination; cell migration.
AGGUGAAGGCGCCUUUGGGGGAGGAGGAGCAGGAGGAGGUGACGCAGGAGAGACGCACCGCCCGGAGCCCGUCUGAGUGCCCCGCGCGAGCCCCUGCUCGAGGGGAGUCGGGGGAAGAGGGCGGCCGUCGGCGUCCUGCAGCGGCGAGCCCGGCGGCUGCAGCCCCGCGCCGCUCCCGGGAGCCCGGCCGCCUCGGACGUGCCCGGGACCGAGCCUCCCCGCCGGCCGCCUCCGCGCGCCCCGCUUCGAAGACGCCCGAGCCGAGUGGUUAUGCAAUGGUCUCUGCAGGAUGUUUUCUUCUUGAAUUGGACCUUUUCAAGACUAACAAAUGCUGGUACUUCACCUUCUAUAAGUGGACUAUAAUUUCUUUUUUCAAGACUACUACAUAAGCAGACAAAAUUGCAAAGAUCUGCCCUGUAUCGAGUAUGACAGCCACGACUCGUGGCUCUCCAGUAGGGGGGAAUGACAACCAGGGCCAGGCUCCUGAUGGACAGUCUCAGCCCCCCCUUCAACAGAAUCAGACCUCAUCACCUGAUUCUUCAAAUGAAAAUUCCCCGGCAACUCCUCCAGAUGAGCAAGGUCAGGGAGAUGCUCCACCACAGCUUGAAGAUGAGGAACCUGCAUUUCCACAUACUGACCUAGCAAAGUUGGAUGACAUGAUUAAUAGGCCUCGAUGGGUGGUUCCAGUUUUGCCGAAAGGGGAAUUAGAAGUGCUUUUAGAAGCUGCAAUUGAUCUUAGUAAAAAAGGCCUGGAUGUUAAAAGUGAAGCUUGUCAGCGAUUUUUUCGAGAUGGAUUAACAAUAUCAUUCACUAAGAUUCUUACCGAUGAGGCAGUGAGUGGCUGGAAGUUUGAAAUUCACAGGUGUAUUAUCAACAAUACUCAUCGCCUGGUGGAGCUAUGUGUGGCCAAGUUGUCCCAAGAUUGGUUUCCACUGCUAGAACUUCUCUCAAUGGCCUUAAAUCCUCAUUGCAAAUUUCAUAUCUACAAUGGUACUCGUCCAUGUGAAUCUGUUUCUUCCAAUGUUCAGUUGCCUGAAGAUGAACUCUUUGCUCGUUCUCCGGACCCUCGAUCACCAAAAGGUUGGCUAGUGGAUCUUCUGAACAAAUUCGGCACUUUAAACGGCUUCCAGAUACUGCAUGAUCGUUUCAUUAAUGGAUCGGCAUUAAAUGUUCAGAUAAUUGCAGCCCUUAUUAAACCAUUUGGACAGUGCUAUGAGUUUCUCACUCUUCAUACAGUGAAAAAAUACUUCCUUCCAGUAAUAGAAAUGGUUCCACAGUUUUUGGAAAACUUAACUGACGAAGAAUUGAAAAAAGAAGCAAAGAAUGAAGCUAAAAAUGAUGCUCUUUCAAUGAUUAUUAAGUCAUUGAAGAAUUUAGCUUCGAGAGUUCCAGGACAAGAAGAAACUGUAAAAAAUUUAGAAAUAUUUCGGCUAAAAAUGAUACUCAGAUUGUUGCAGAUAUCUUCUUUCAAUGGAAAGAUGAAUGCAUUGAAUGAAGUUAAUAAGGUGAUAUCAAGUGUAUCAUACUACACCCACCGGCAUGGUAACCCUGAGGAGGAAGAAUGGCUCACAGCUGAACGAAUGGCUGAAUGGAUACAGCAGAACAAUAUCUUAUCCAUAGUCCUGCGAGAUAGUCUUCAUCAGCCUCAAUAUGUAGAAAAGCUAGAGAAGAUUCUUCGUUUCGUCAUCAAAGAAAAAGCAUUGACCUUACAAGAUCUUGAUAAUAUCUGGGCAGCACAGGCGGGAAAGCAUGAAGCAAUUGUGAAGAAUGUACAUGAUCUUCUGGCAAAAUUGGCAUGGGAUUUUUCUCCUGAACAACUUGAUCAUCUUUUUGAUUGCUUUAAGGCCAGUUGGACAAAUGCAAGUAAAAAACAACGUGAAAAGCUACUUGAACUGAUACGUCGUCUUGCAGAAGAUGAUAAAGAUGGUGUGAUGGCACACAAAGUGUUGAAUCUGCUGUGGAAUCUGGCCCACAGUGAUGAUGUUCCUGUCGACAUCAUGGACCUGGCACUCAGUGCUCACAUCAAAAUACUAGACUAUAGUUGCUCCCAGGAUCGUGACACACAGAAGAUUCAGUGGAUAGAUCGUUUCAUUGAAGAACUUCGCACAAAUGACAAAUGGGUUAUACCUGCAUUGAAACAAAUCAGAGAAAUUUGUAGCUUAUUUGGUGAAGCACCUCAAAACUUAAGUUCUUCUCGUUUCAGUCAAACACAGCGAAGUCCCCAUGUAUUUUAUCGCCAUGAUUUAAUCAAUCAACUUCAGCACAAUCAUGCCCUAGUUACUUUGGUAGCAGAGAACCUUGCAACUUAUAUGGAAAGCAUGAGACUGUAUGCUAGAGACCAUGAAGUUUAUGAUCCACAAACUGUGAGGCUGGGCAGUAGAUACAGUCACGUUCAAGAAGUCCAAGAACGACUUAACUUCCUUAGAUUUUUACUGAAGGACGGCCAACUAUGGCUAUGUGCUCCUCAGGCCAAACAAAUAUGGAAAUGCUUAGCAGAGAAUGCAGUUUACCUUUGUGAUCGGGAAGCCUGUUUUAAGUGGUAUUCAAAGCUGAUGGGGGAUGAGCCAGAUUUGGAUCCUGAUAUUAAUAAGGACUUCUUUGAAAGUAAUGUUCUUCAGCUUGAUCCUUCCCUCUUAACGGAAAAUGGAAUGAAAUGCUUUGAGCGAUUCUUCAAGGCUGUAAAUUGUCGAGAAGGAAAAUUAGUAGCAAAACGGAGAGCAUAUAUGAUGGAUGAUUUGGAAUUAAUAGGAUUAGACUACCUUUGGAGGGUUGUAAUUCAGAGUAAUGAUGAUAUUGCCAGCAGAGCUAUAGAUCUCCUCAAAGAGAUAUAUACAAAUCUUGGACCAAGGCUGCAGGUCAAUCAGGUGGUGAUCCAUGAAGACUUCAUUCAGUCUUGCUUUGAUCGUUUGAAAGCCUCUUAUGACACACUGUGUGUUUUGGAUGGUGACAAAGACAGUAUUAAUUGUGCAAGACAGGAAGCUGUUCGAAUGGUUCGAGUAUUAACUGUCUUAAGAGAAUACAUAAAUGAAUGUGACAGUGAUUAUCAUGAGGAAAGAACAAUUCUACCUAUGUCAAGAGCUUUUCGUGGUAAACACCUGUCUUUUCUAGUUAGAUUCCCAAACCAGGGCAGACAGGUUGAUGACUUGGAUGUAUGGUCUCAUACCAAUGAUACAAUUGGUUCUGUACGAAGAUGUAUUCUCAAUCGUAUCAAAGCCAAUGUAGCUCAUACCAAAAUUGAGCUCUUUGUGGGUGGUGAAUUGAUAGAUCCUGCAGAUGACAGAAAAUUGAUUGGACAAUUAAACCUAAAAGAUAAAUCGCUAAUUACAGCCAAACUUACACAGAUAAGUUCCAAUAUGCCUUCAAGCCCUGAUAGUUCUUCUGAUUCCUCAACUGGAUCUCCUGGAAACCAUGGUAAUCAUUACAGUGAUGGUCCCAAUCCAGAAGUGGAAAGCUGUUUGCCCGGAGUGAUAAUGUCACUGCAUCCCCGAUACAUCUCUUUCCUUUGGCAAGUUGCAGAUUUGGGUAGCAGCCUAAAUAUGCCACCUCUUCGAGAUGGAGCAAGAGUACUUAUGAAACUUAUGCCACCAGAUAGCACAACAAUAGAAAAACUCAGAGCUAUUUGUUUAGAUCAUGCCAAACUUGGAGAAAGCAGCCUUAGCCCAUCUCUUGAUUCACUUUUCUUCGGCCCUUCAGCCUCACAAGUGCUAUAUCUAACAGAGGUUGUCUAUGCCUUGUUAAUGCCUGCUGGUGCACCUCUAGCUGAUGAGCCGUCUGAUUUUCAAUUUCACUUCUUGAAAAGUGGUGGCUUACCCCUUGUCCUGAGUAUGCUAACCAGAAAUAACUUUUUACCAAAUGCCGACAUGGAAACUCGAAGGGGUGCCUACCUCAAUGCUCUCAAAAUAGCCAAAUUAUUGCUCACUGCUAUUGGCUAUGGCCAUGUUCGAGCUGUGGCAGAAGCGUGUCAGCCAGGUGUAGAAGGCGUGAAUUCUUUGACAUCGGUCACCCAAGUUACUCAUGAUCAAGCUGUGGUGCUACAAAAUGCCCUUCAGACCAUUCCUAAUCCAUCAUCUGAGUGCAUGCUUAGAAAUGUGUCAAUUCGCCUUGCUCAGCAAAUAUCUGAUGAGGCUUCAAAAUAUAUGCCUGAUAUAUGUGUAAUUAGAGCUAUACAGAAAAUUAUCUGGGCAUCAGGAUGUGGGGCAUUACAGCUUGUAUUUAGCCCAAAUGAAGAAAUCACUAAAAUUUAUGAGAAGACCAAUGCAGGCAAUGAACCAGACUUGGAAGAUGAGCAAGUUUGCUGUGAAGCUUUGGAAGUGAUGACAUUAUGUUUUGCCUUGAUUCCGACAGCCUUAGAUGCUCUUAGCAAAGAAAAGGCAUGGCAAACAUUCAUUAUUGAUUUACUGUUGCACUGUCAUAGCAAAACUGUUCGCCAGGUGGCCCAGGAGCAGUUCUUUCUAAUGUGCACCAGAUGUUGCAUGGGACACAGGCCUCUGCUAUUCUUCAUUACUCUGCUCUUUACCGUUUUGGGGAGUACAGCCAAAGAGAGAGCUAAACAUUCAGGCGACUACUUCACUCUUCUCAGACACCUUCUCAAUUAUGCCUACAAUAGUAAUAUUAACAUGCCCAAUGCUGAAGUUCUUCUCAAUAAUGAAAUUGAUUGGCUUAAGAGAAUUAGGGAUGAUGUUAAAAGAACAGGUGAAACAGGUGUUGAAGAGACAAUCUUGGAAGGCCACCUUGGGGUAACAAAAGAGUUACUGGCCUUUCAAACUCCUGAGAAAAAGUAUCAUAUUGGUUGUGAAAAAGGAGGUGCUAAUCUCAUUAAAGAAUUGAUUGAUGAUUUCAUCUUCCCUGCAUCUAAUGUUUACCUGCAAUAUAUGAGAAAUGGAGAACUGCCUGCAGAACAGGCCAUUCCUGUUUGUGGUUCACCAGCUACCAUUAAUGCUGGUUUUGAGUUACUUGUAGCAUUAGCUGUUGGCUGUGUGAGGAAUCUCAAACAGAUAGUAGAUUCUUUGACUGAAAUGUAUUAUAUUGGCACAGCAAUAACUACCUGUGAAGCACUUACUGAGUGGGAAUACCUGCCUCCUGUUGGACCCCGCCCACCGAAGGGUUUUGUGGGUCUGAAAAAUGCUGGUGCUACUUGUUACAUGAAUUCUGUGAUACAGCAACUCUACAUGAUUCCAUCCAUCAGGAAUGGUAUUCUUGCAAUUGAGGGCACAGGUAGUGACGUUGAUGAUGAUAUGUCUGGGGAUGAGAAGCAAGACAGCGAGGGGUUACUCCUGGCUCUACACUCAGGAAUUACUCCUGGUGGUUCUCGGGGACCAAAUGGGAUGCUGGGGACAGAACCCGGGUCGGCCGUAUGCAAGAGCAAUGUUGAUCCCAGAGAUGAUGUGUUUGGGUAUCCUCAACAAUUUGAAGACAAACCGGCAUUAAGUAAAACAGAAGAUAGAAAAGAAUAUAAUAUUGGAGUUCUUAGACACCUUCAGGUCAUUUUUGGACAUUUAGCUGCUUCUCGACUACAGUACUAUGUGCCGAGAGGAUUUUGGAAACAGUUUAGGCUUUGGGGUGAACCUGUUAAUCUGCGUGAGCAACAUGAUGCUUUAGAAUUCUUUAAUUCGUUGGUCGAUAGUUUAGAUGAAGCUUUGAAAGCCUUAGGGCAUCCAGCUAUGCUGAGUAAAGUCUUAGGAGGUUCCUUUGCUGAUCAAAAGAUUUGUCAAGGCUGCCCACACAGAUACGAAUGUGAAGAAUCUUUUACGACUUUGAAUGUAGACAUUAGAAAUCACCAAAAUCUUCUUGAUUCUUUGGAACAAUAUGUCAAAGGAGAUUUAUUAGAAGGUGCAAAUGCAUAUCAUUGUGAAAAAUGCAACAAAAAGGUUGAUACUGUAAAGCGCUUGCUAAUUAAAAAGUUGCCUCCUGUUCUUGCUAUUCAACUUAAACGAUUUGAUUAUGACUGGGAAAGAGAAUGUGCAAUCAAGUUCAAUGAUUAUUUUGAAUUUCCUCGAGAGCUAGACAUGGAACCAUACACAGUUGCAGGUGUUGCAAAACUGGAAGGAGAUAAUGUAAACCCUGAGAGUCAGCUCAUACAACAGAAUGAGCAGUCUGAGAGUGAGGCAGCAGGAAGCACAAAGUACAGACUUGUAGGUGUGCUCGUCCACAGUGGUCAAGCAAGUGGAGGACAUUACUAUUCUUACAUUAUUCAAAGGAAUGGUGGAGAUGGUGAGAGAAAUCGCUGGUAUAAAUUUGAUGAUGGAGAUGUGACAGAGUGUAAAAUGGAUGAUGACGAAGAAAUGAAAAACCAGUGUUUUGGUGGAGAGUACAUGGGAGAAGUAUUUGAUCAUAUGAUGAAGCGUAUGUCCUACAGACGUCAGAAAAGGUGGUGGAAUGCUUAUAUUCUUUUCUAUGAACGAUUGGACACAAUAGACCAAGGUGAUGAAUUGAUCAGAUACAUAUCAGAGCUUGCCGUCUCCGCAAGACCCCAUCAGAUAACUAUGCCGUCAGCCAUUGAAAGAAGUGUACGGAAACAGAAUGUGCAGUUCAUGCAUAACCGAAUGCAGUAUAGUUUGGAAUAUUUUCAGUUUAUGAAAAAACUGCUAACAUGCAAUGGUGUAUACUUAAAUCCUCCUCCGGGACAGGAUCAUCUGUUGCCUGAAGCAGAAGAAAUCACCAUGAUAAGUAUUCAGCUUGCUGCUCGGUUCCUUUUUACCACAGGAUUUCAUACCAAGAAAAUAGUCCGUGGCUCUGCCAGUGAUUGGUAUGAUGCAUUAUGUAUCCUCCUUCGUCACAGCAAGAACGUGCGUUUUUGGUUUGCACAUAAUGUCCUCUUUAAUGUUUCAAAUCGCUUUUCUGAAUACCUUCUGGAGUGCCCAAGUGCAGAAGUAAGGGGUGCAUUUGCAAAACUUAUAGUUUUUAUUGCACAUUUUUCCUUACAAGAUGGGCCGUGUCCUUCACCUUUUGCUUCUCCUGGACCUUCCAGCCAGGCUUAUGACAACUUAAGCCUGAGCGAUCACUUACUAAGAGCAGUACUAAAUCUUUUGAGAAGGGAAGUUUCUGAGCAUGGGCGUCAUUUACAGCAGUAUUUCAACCUGUUUGUAAUGUAUGCCAAUUUAGGGGUGGCAGAGAAGACACAGCUCCUAAAAUUGAGUGUUCCUGCUACCUUCAUGCUUGUGUCUUUAGAUGAAGGUCCAGGUCCUCCAAUCAAAUACCAGUAUGCUGAAUUAGGCAAAUUAUACUCGGUAGUAUCACAGCUGAUCCGUUGUUGCAAUGUCUCAUCAAGAAUGCAGUCUUCAAUCAAUGGCAAUCCUCCUCUUCCCAAUCCUUUCGGUGAUGCAAACUUAUCACAGCCUAUAAUGCCAAUUCAGCAGAAUGUGGCUGACAUUUUAUUUGUAAGAACAAGUUAUGUGAAGAAAAUUAUUGAAGACUGCAGUAACUCAGAGGAAACCAUCAAGUUGCUUCGCUUUUGCUGUUGGGAAAAUCCUCAGUUUUCAUCUACUGUCCUCAGUGAACUGCUCUGGCAGGUUGCGUAUUCCUACACUUACGAACUCCGGCCCUAUUUGGAUCUGCUUCUGCAAAUCUUACUGAUCGAAGACUCUUGGCAAACUCACAGAAUCCACAAUGCACUUAAAGGAAUCCCAGAUGACCGAGAUGGACUAUUUGACACAAUCCAGCGCUCUAAGAAUCACUAUCAAAAAAGAGCGUACCAGUGUAUAAAAUGUAUGGUAGCUCUCUUCAGCAAUUGUCCUGUUGCUUACCAAAUUCUGCAGGGUAAUGGAGAUCUUAAAAGAAAGUGGACCUGGGCAGUGGAAUGGCUUGGAGAUGAACUUGAAAGACGACCAUACACUGGCAAUCCUCAGUACACUUAUAAUAAUUGGUCUCCUCCAGUACAAAGCAAUGAGACAUCAAAUGGUUAUUUUUUAGAGAGAUCACAUAGUGCAAGGAUGACACUUGCAAAAGCUUGCGAGCUCUGUCCUGAGGAGGUAAAAAAAAAAGGAAUGGAAGAGAACAAAGAGCCAGAUGACCAAGAGGCCCCAGAUGAGCACGAAUCACCUCCACCUGAAGAUGCUCCACUGUAUCCCCAUUCUCCUGGGUCUCAGUAUCAGCAGAAUAACCACGUGCAUGGACAGCCAUAUACUGGCCCUGCAGCGCAUCACAUGAACAACCCUCAGAGAACUGGCCAACGAGCACAAGAGAACUAUGAAGGCAGUGAAGAAGUAUCCCCACCUCAGACAAAGGAUCAGUGAAAAUGUACAUCAUUAGCUGGUUUCAUCAAGACUGUGCACCCAGGCCUUACUGUCCACCUUUUUCUGUGUCUGGCUAAUAUUUAAAAUUAGAACAACUAUUCCUAAUCAACACGGAGUAGUGGGAAGUUAUUCACUGUCUUACCUGCAGAAGUUUGCUGUCAAUAUAUAACCCGCCUGCAGUGGAAAGUGUAUAGUGUUUUGUAAUAAAUGGCCUGAUGCUAAUGUGUAAAUGGCAAAGGUGUAUAUAGUAUAUUAAUGUUUGACUGUUAAUUCUUAAGCAAGAACCUUUUUUCUUGAUGAGACACACAGAUAUACAAAAACUACAAAAGUUAAUUUUCUUGUUAUACUCAAUGCACUCUGCAACCAGUGUUGCCUGCCUGAUGGCAGUUGGAUCAGCUCCUUUACAAAACCACAACAUACACCAACAGUAACAAAUCAGAGCCCAUCCAUGUCACCACACCUAUAGUUUCAUGUUAAUUCUUUGCCACUGGAGUCAGUUUUACUCUGAGCAAUGUAAGGCUGGUAACCUUUAAAUUAUUUGAUGUGGAAAAUUGGUGAUGUAACAUUGUUUCUAGAUCUUUUUCAUUGACUUUUUAUUCUGAUAUUAGGUUAAUCACUUUGAAGCUGUAGUUAUGCUGUAACAUUUAGCAUGGCUUCACACCAAGUUAGUGUAGCCACUGAGGAAAAAUUUCCAUAAUGACUUAUGGUUGUCCCGAUGUGACAGCUGUGUUGCUCGAGCUUUUCCUUCUUACACCUAGAAUUAAAAUAGAAAGCAAGGGGAGAGAUGAGAACAAGCAGUUACACAUCCAUUGCUCUUACCUAAUGUCUGACAGUUGAAUCUCUGGGUGGGACAGUAUCAGCAUUGGGAAUUUUAAAAGGAAUACACAGAAAUUGGAGAUGCUAAUGUCCGAAGCAUAUUAGAAAGCUGUAUUUGGUGUUCUUGUUUUGUUUGGUAGUUUACUAGGUGAAUUUUCUAAAAUUUUCCUUCUGCUGGAUCCCAGUUCAUUGAAGGCAUCAGAAUCUCACAGUCCUUGGGAGCACCACUGCACCAGGAUGUCUCGUGAGUUUCUGCUCACUCACAAUUUUACUUGAAAGCAACAGUUGUCCUAGGUCCUUUUUCAUUCCAAAAAUGAUAACAAUCAAAAGCAGGAUCUAAUUCAAAAACCUACUGGUUAGUCAUAAUUGAGAUCAUCAUUUUGAAAUGAACACUUAAUUAAAGAUAAGGAACUCAUCAGUUAAUACUGUAUUUAAAAGACAUUGGUCAUUUGAACAUGUGUAAUUUUUUGGGAACCUGUCUAAAAACCAAAUACUCCUGCAAACAGUCCAUCCUAUUCUAUUAAAUACUUUGCUUUUUAUUUUGCCGAAAUCACAAAUAGUAUUUGAUUUAAGAAGAACUUGUCCUGUGGUGUCUUUGUUUUGUUACCUUUCUGUCCUGUUGGGUUUUUUGGUUGUUUUUUUUUGUUUGUUUUUGUUUUUUAAGGACUACAUACUAAACUUCUGUGCAUGGCAUGCCUAGGCAUGACAUACUGAUUUCAGGAGUUCAGUCACAUUGAGCUUUUUGUGCACAGAAAAGAUUUGACCUUUGGCCCUUUCUAAAGAUGUAGGGAAAAAACAGGAUGUUGACACUGUAAAAGUUUCCUAACAUAAUCUUGUACUUUUUGUAUGUUUUUAUAUACAUGUAUAUUUAAUGAGCACAAGCUUGGUUGUAUUUUUUACAAUUUAGUUAAUAGGGAAAUGUUUUGUCAAAAAGGCUAUAGUUGGAACGAAAAGCAGAAGCAGAAUUGAGAAUUGCGUUAUUUUGUGAUUAAAGGGGGCAGGUAUUUAAGGUAAAGCUUUGGGUAUCUUAUUUGCAGUCUGUGCUUCUAGGUUUUCUGCAAUAUAGGAAAAUUUGGCACCAGAUAGAUCCUGUUUUUAAGAAUAUUAAUCUGAAUUUGUUAAGUGUGAGCAAAAGUCCUACACAGUGUUUGCAAUUCCAACUGAUCAUCGUAACUUUAAGAUUCCACAAGCUGCUUCUCCUCAACAUCGAGGAAAGCGAGUUAACUUUAUUUGGACUUGUUGCUAUUGUGUUAAAAUAUACCACCACCUCUCCAUCCAAGAGGUGAUUUUAUAUUUUCUGCUCCUUAACAAAAGUGUAGAAUGUACUUAAUUUUUAAAAUUAUGAUUUUCCUAGAUGUGAAAAACUUGACAUUUUAAAAGGCUGUGAAUUUUUCUUCUUGGAGGGAGAUCCCACCUUGGUUGCUUUGAAUCGACAAGUCCUCUUGUGCCCAGAGGACUUGGGAAUCAUUUUCCCCUCCACCUGAGGAAGAGCGGUCUGUGUUGUGGCCUAGAACUGGGGAAAGUGAAGAGAGUUGUUUCUGUUUGUUUGUGCAAAUUAUUUUCUAUAUUUAACUCUUAAGCAAGCAUUAAUGUAUAACCGGAAAUUUUAAAAUGCAUGUUAUUGUAAGAGCAACAUAGUGGUGAUUUUGAGGUCUUUUUCUGAACAUAAAUGGCACAUUUUAAACUUCAAGUCUUCAAAGUGCCUAAAUAUUAUUUAAUUCUCCCUCAACUGAUUUCUUGAGCCAUAUAUAUUUCCUAUUUUAAAUGUUGGUUGCAGAAUCAUUAGUUUUCCUUUCAAAGAAGUACCCCCAGAAUUCUAAGUGGCAUGAUUCCUCUAUAGAAGACAGUAGAAUCUGUUAACAAAGACUGAAAAUAUUUUCAUGGUUAAUCUGUAUGAAACAAGGGCUUUUGCCCUGUUGGAUCUAAGUAUUUCAGUGCACAAGUUGGUUUUAAAAACAAAAAAACAUAUUGCUGCUGUUUCUAAGCCCUCCACCAACCAAAAUUUCAUGUUCAGCAUUGUAGAGGCAGAUAUAAGAACCUAAUCAUUUGGAGUUUUUGUCAUUGAUUUUUCCCGAUAAUUUCCCAACCUUGUGUCUUCUAGCUGUUAUGUAUACAAAUUUAGAACUAUUAUUAAAAUGUUUUCUAUUUUUUUCAUGAUUAACGUUUAUUAGUGAACAAGUAACAAGUAGUCUUAGUCUUAGUAGCUAAAAAGACGAGCAGCCUUUUUUAUUUGAAUUACAUUUGUAAAUGAAAGCAACAGUAUGUGAAUAUUCAGAUGACUACUCCAAAUAGUUCUUUAGUUUUCUAAUAGUAUUUUUCCAGCUUAUGUUCUCCCAUAAGAACUCUUUGCUGAAUUUUGUGAUUAAUUUGGUGGAUAUAUCCUGCCUUAUUUAGAAUUAUAACUGGAUAAGAAAAUUGCCUUUUCAUUAUAAGUGCCCAAUGUUGGUCUCCUGUUUGAAGGUACUGCCGAGAAACUAAAACAACACUCUCCCCCACCUGCUCCCCCAGUUUUUGUUAACCAUUCAGUACUGGUGUCAUAGUAGGGUUCAACCAAAAUUGGUCCUGCACCUACAAUGAGUGUUUAGUGUUUGAAAGUAAGGUUUGGGAUGUGAUAAAUCACCAAUAAGUGCUAAAUGUAUUAAGAACUUGCUGCCGAUUGUAUUUAUAACUAUUUUACGUUUGCACUUUUCCUUGAAAUUUAUAAGAAGAAGGGGAAAGGUGUACCAUGUUUUAAAAAUUGCGAAAUGGAAGGUUUUUUUUUUUUUAACCCAGAUUCCUAAAUGGAAAUCUCACCACCCAGUUCAUACACUUCUCAGCCUUUACAAGCCAACAGACUGAAGAUUGUCCACAGUUCCUAAGAUUUAGCACAUAUACAGAAAUAAAACUUAAUAAAUUAAAUUUCGGUUUCCCCUUUUGUUUAUUAAAAGAAAAUUUCUAAAUAAAGGUAAUACAGGUGGGAUUGAGGUCAAAGGAAACUUAAAUCUGAAAUUAUAUUCAGACCAAAAUUCAAAAGUUGAAUUUGGGCCAGAUAUCAUAGAGGUUUCGAGCACACGUGUGCCCGUCCAUAUUAGUGCAGCCUGCGGAAGCACAGGGACCCUAGCACCAUCAAGGUGACCCUGGCGUUCCGACUCACUGCAGUCCCUGAACAGCACCACAUCCGUAGGCCCUUUGAACUGCCAGCCAGGUUGUUCGGGAAUUGCCAAGAGUGUCCCCCAAUGCCCCGAGCACUGCUCCCGAGGUCCCCCUCUAAAGUUGUGAUGGGGCCAGGGCAGGUAGAGCGCUUGCCUUGUCUACAGCUGUCCCGGGUUUGAUCCCUGUGCAGUGCCAAGAGUAAUCCCUGAACACCAGGUAUGACCACACACACACACAAUAGUUGUGGGGCUGGAGUGAUGGUACAGUGGGUAGGGUGUUUGCCUUGCACACGGCUGACCCAGGUUUGAUUCCCAGCAUCCCAUAUUGCCCCCUAAACACCUCCAGGGGUGAAUCCUGAGUGCAAAGCCAGGAGUAGCCCCUGUGCAUUGCCGGAUGUGACGCAUCUAAUACCUUGCUUAUGGGUUCUAAAGCCAGUAUGUAUUAAACACAUUUUAGUGUUUCUCCAAAGAGUCCAUUUACGUCUAAAAUGGAUCUGGAAGGACCAGAGAAAGUACAGGGAUUAAGGUAGUUCCCUCGACUCUAGAUCAGCCUUUGGUACAGCUAGGUGUGUAAAUCUCCCUGCCCACCCCCAAAUUUGACUAAGCUCAAAGGAUUGGAGCUAAAUGGUUUGCAUGCAGGAGCCCGGGUUUGGUCCUGGUCACUGCAUGGUUCCCGAAGCACUGCCCAGCAGUGACACUUGCACACUAAACCAACACAAUACAGGACAUCAUUUGAAGAGAUUUAGAAAAAUGGGAAUUUACCUAAAAAUGGAAGUAGCAAACUGUGUGUUCUGUUUUAUAGUGCUGAAAAGACGCUAUAUUCAAAAAGCCUUGUAAGAACCGUGUUUGCCUCAAGUUGGGUUACAGGUUACUUCAAGUACUACCAAAAAAAAAAAACCUCAUUUUCAUUUUUUCUUUUCUUUCUGGCUUUGUUUACUUGGCCAUAGCCAGUGGUGUUCAAGGCUUAUUCCUGGCUCUACGCUCAGGGAUCACUCCUGGUGGGCUCAGCGGACCAUAGGGAGUAGCAGGGAUCGAACUUGGGUUGGCUGUGUGCAUGCAAGUGCCUUAACUGCGCCACUAUCGCUCCAGCCCAGACCAUCUGUGCUUUCGGACACGCUGUGUACCAGUAGAGUAGCUCUUAGCCAGGCAGCUUGAUCGCCCACUAGGGAGCCGCUUUUUUGAAUCAGAGGUGGGACAACAACUCUAAAACUGCUAAUAGGCAGAGGCCAGAGCAUGGUCCAGUGGGCUUGCCUUGCAUGUGGCUGACCUGGUUUUGAUCCCUGGCACCCCAAAUGGUCCUCCGACACCACCAGAAGUAAUUUCUGAGUGCUGGGAGUAAGCCCUUAGCGACUCCCAAAAACAAACUAAUAAUCGGCUCCCCCCCCCACCCUCACUGGCAGUGAAGCACACUGAACACUUAGUCUGACACAUUUCCUUUUUGUUUUUGUGUUGGGGGCCCCCAGGGCUACAUUGCACCAGAGCAGACAGUGCUCCUGUUAGACACCAACCUUGGGACUGCUGACAGUAAAACUAGCCACAUACUGUCCACGUACUGUUCGGCCAAGUUAAGGUACAUGCUUUGCACCCAGCUGUGCUCACUCAACUCUGAAGCUCCUUGCUAGCCCCUGGAGUUUGCCAGAGACACUCUGGUAAGGCUCCCUGGUAAGACACGGGAAAAUAUGCUCUGACUCUGAGCCGUGUGAAAGAAGUUUGUCUCCCUUUUCAAUCACAUGAUUAAUCUCAUCUUACUUCCCUGCUAUCUUGUCGAGUAUGCGCAAUGCUUCCUUGAAGUUAGUCCUGAAUGCUUUAUUUUUUGUUGAUGUUUGCUUGUUUGGGGAUUGUUAGCUUGUUUGUUUUGGGGCCACACCGGCUGUGCUCAGGACUUAACUCUUGGCUCUGUGCUCAGGGAACACUCCUGGUGGGUCUGAAGGACCAUAGGGGAUGCCAGGGAUCUAAACGGGUCAGCUGCAUGCAAGGCAAGUACCAGCUGUACUAUCACUCAGCCCCAAGGCUUGAAUAAAUCUUGCAUGCUUUAAUCAGUGCUUUGUUUGACUCCACGCUGGAAUGUAGUUUUAGGGGAAAAAUAUGAUGGUAGUCUUUGAGUCACAUGUCAAGGGUUCCAGGCCCAACCCACUGUGCAGUGUAUGGGCCAGAUGAAUAAAGCUGCUUGUCCGUCUCUCCA